Molecule: messenger RNA, 1086 nt
Organism: Musca domestica (house fly)
Lineage: Eukaryota; Metazoa; Arthropoda; Insecta; Diptera; Muscidae
Product: circadian clock-controlled protein daywake
Exons: 5
Coding region: 240-1025 (261 amino acids)
Source: RefSeq, a predicted model, not a curated record
CACAAUACAAUUAGACUCCAGCUUCGCAAUACGUCAUUUCAAGAUUCGAGUGUACAAUGAAUUUUCUACGAAACUGGAAUACAAAUUAUCGCACAUAUUCUAAAGUCUAAUUCUUUAAUAAUCAGCUUCAUGGAAAUAAAUUCAACAUUAGAGUAUAAAAACUGCAUCAAAUAGAACGUUUCGCGUCGCUUAGCUCAAAUACAAUUUUUUUUUUUUUGCAUUAAAAUAAAUAUUAAUAAAUGGAUUUCAAACUCAAGAUAACUUCCGUCCUGGUAAUUUGUAUUAUAUAUAUAUCCUUAGCAGAUGGUGCCAAAUUUCUCACCGAAAAACCUUCCUUUCUAAGUUCAUGUAAAACGAGUGACCCAAGCUUUACCAACUGUCUGGCAAAUAACUUUCAAGGAUUAUUUCAACAAUGGAAGAAAGGUAUUCCCGGUUUAAAAUCGUUCGGCACAUUGGAUCCUCUACAUAUCAAAAAAAUUAAGUUCCAUCACAACCAACCUCCAAUCGAUUUGCACAUUCAUUUACAAGAGGUAGAUAUCAACGGUUUGGGCGAUGUAAAAGCAACAGAAACAAGUUUCGAUCCAAAGAAGUUGAGCGCAACUAUUGUUUUAGUUGUACCCAAUUUAAAACUUCAGUCAGAUUACAGCAUAAAAGGUAAAACUCGCCAUUUGACUUUGGAUGGAAACGGUAAACUAGAUUUAAAUGCAAGUAAUAUGGUGAUUCAUCUCAAAGUUCAACUCAAACUGCGUGAGAGCGACGGCCUCAAAUUUGGUGACAUUGAAAAGCUUAAUUUGAACAUCAAAGAAGUUGGGGAUCUCCACAUACAUUUGGAUAAUCUCUUCAAUGGCCAAAAAGAACUCGAAAGUUCGGUAAAUGAUUUUCUUAAUCAAAGUUGGCGUUCAUUUUAUGAAGCCGUACGUCCCGGUAUAAGUGCAGCUAUAGAAGCAGUUGUGAAGGAUCGUCUUCCAAAGGCCUUCGCUUACAUACCGGCGAACUAUUUUAUUGAAGACAUUGAUAGUCUAUAAGAGAUGAAAAAUGCGAUAUAAAUAUGUUCUGUAAGAAAUAAAAGAUAUAGAAAUUAUUACA